UAAGAAGAAUGUGAAUCAGCUGACUUAUUAAUCAUGCUUAUUUAUUUGCUAAAGUCACGUGUGACCUCAUAAUGAGGAUUUCUGCUGUUAUUGGGGUCGAAGUCACGUGACUGAGGGACGAGUUAACAGCUGUUCCACUAAAAUUAACCCUUCACUUGAUUGGCUGGAGAACACACACAACCAUGUACGGUGUGUGUGUGUGUGUGUGUGUGUGUGUUUCAUUGACAGCAGAAGAGCAGCAGCAGCAGAUGGCGGUGUCCCAGAUCACGCCCACCCUGUUCCUGGGCGGGGCCGACGCCCCCCUGAACGCGGCUCUGAUGUCACAGAAAGGCAUCACGCUGAUCGUCAACGCCACGCUGAGCCAUGCCUGUCCCGCCUACCCGGGGGUGGAAUGUGUCCGGGUCCCGGUGUCUGACCUGCCCAGCGCCCGCCUCGGCGACCACUUCGACCGCGUUGCCGAGCGCAUCCACGGGAACCGAGCCGGCAGCACGCUGGUGCACUGCGCCGCCGGCAUGAGCCGCUCCCCGGCGCUGAUCAUGGCCUACCUGAUGCGCUUCAGGGGCGUGACGCUGCGGCAGGCGCACCACUGGGUGCAGGACCGCCGGCCCGCCGUCCGCCUCAACGCCGGCUUCUGGGAGCAGCUGCUGCUGUACGAGAGGAGGCUGUAUGGGAAGAACACCGUCAGGGUGGAGGAGGAGCCGCCCCACAAGCAGCCACCCAGGACGCCACGGAGCUCCAUGGUCCAGAGCAGCCGGCUGACAGCGGUACCACGGUCCCCUCUAAUGUCACAGUCCCCUCUGAUGUCACGCUCUCAGCUGCUGACAUCAGAAAACAGAAGACAAUCCAAAUCCAGCCACAUCACAGUCUGAGGAACUGCUGCUGGUUCUGAGCAGAGACUCAGUUCUGGUUGUUUGUCUCAGUUUGUGGGUCCAAGUUUGAUAAAUGCCGACUAAAAUCUGAUGUUCCUUUUUGUGUUCUUAGAAAAGGUUCCGUUGAACAGCAGAGUUCUGCUCAGAAUCAGAACCACAGACGAACCAGACCAACAGAACACUGAGGCAGGAUUUAAAUUCCAUCCUGGAUUUAAAAGAUGAACCUCCUUAUAGAACAGAUCUCCAGGUGGUUCCUUAUAGAACAGAUCUCCAGGGAACCAGCUGGUCCAGUCAGUCUGUUUUUCUUGUAAAUGUUCCACCUCCUGAGAACGUGGGUUUUGUGUGAAUCUGAGAGGUCUGUUCUUGUUUCCUGUUCUAAUGAGCGGCGCCCCCUACUGACCACACUCAGAGAACACACUCAGAGAACACUACAUUAUUAUUAUUAUUAUUAUUAUUUAUUAUUAUUAUUAUUAUUAUUAUUAUUAUUAUUAUUAUUGUUGUUGUUGUUGUUGUUGUUGUUGUUAUUAUUAUUAUUAUUAUUAUUAUUAUUAUUAUUAUUAUUAUUAUUAUUAUGGGAUUAUUAUCUUUUUUCUAGAGGAUAGAGGAGGGGGACAGGAAAUGUGGGGAGAACAGUGAGGGACAGACCUGCAGUAAAAGGCUGUGGAUCAGGCUAGAACCCAGUAGAACCAAAAUAAUACAAUAAUUAAAAUAAUGAUUUUACUUUAAA
Molecule: messenger RNA, 1596 nt
Organism: Amphiprion ocellaris (clown anemonefish)
Lineage: Eukaryota; Metazoa; Chordata; Actinopteri; Pomacentridae
Product: dual specificity protein phosphatase 18
Exons: 2
Coding region: 183-869 (228 amino acids)
Biological process (GO): protein dephosphorylation
Cellular component (GO): cytoplasm
Molecular function (GO): MAP kinase tyrosine/serine/threonine phosphatase activity
Source: RefSeq, a predicted model, not a curated record